CAAACCAGUCUGGGAUGCCAUGAUAAAAGAAAGCAGAUAGAGGAGAAGGGUUUCGGAGGGGAGCUCCUGAUCAGGCACCUUGCCUGGCUGUAACGCCUGUCCAGGGGCACUCCGAGCCCCUCACAGUGAAGCCGGGCGUCAGCCACCCGCGCCCGGCAGUGCGUUUGCUCGCCUGCGGCCCGAGGCCGGCUGUGUCCAACCUUGUGCUGCCGGCAGGCGGGGCGUCAGCGCGGGCGGGCCGGGGCGGUGUUUUGGGCCUAGGCCGAGGCCCGCCCCGCCCCGCCGGCUUUAAAAUGGCAUCGGCCGGUGGGGGCCGCAGAUUGCGCAGGCAUGGCGGGAGGUUGGAUGUUAGUUUCGCUCUUGGCCGUGGCACUGGUGUUCACCGGCGCCGUGCGGGGCGGCGAGGACCGCCCGCGGCUGGUGGGCGCCCCGCUGGACAUCGCUAAUGCCGACAACGACGAGGGCCUGCAGCGGGCCCUGCAGUUCGCCAUGACGGAGUACAACAGGGCCAGCAACGACAUGUACUCCAGCCGGGUGGUGCGGGUCAUCAGCGCCAAGAGGCAGAUUGUGUCUGGAAUCAAGUACAUAAUGGAGGUGGAGAUUGGUCGGACAACUUGCCCGAAGCCAGCCACUGAUCUCCAGAGCUGUGCUCUCCAUGAUGCGCCGCAGAUGACUAAGCGCACCACUUGCAACUUCGUAGUGUACACUGUUCCUUGGCUAAACCAAAUUAAACUACUGGACAGUAGCUGCCAAUAAACCUACCUUGUUCCAGCAGAGACCAGCAACCAGUUGCUCAGAUCUAAAAGAAAAAAAGGCAAUAACACAAACUGAGAUGGGCUCUGUCAAUGCCUGUUAACUCUACUUAUGUAUGCUUGUGCUACGCACGUUAAACUAGGUAACUUUCCUUUAAAGCACAGUAUGAUCUCAACUCUUUAUUCUUUGUAAUUACAUUCUAGGGCAGCUGUUUUGGUCUUUCUACAGCUUUCCCAAUGAAGUAACUCCAACAUCAGAGUUCUGAUUAAAAACACCCUUGGUAUCCCUGUUAGAGUGACUACUGUAAACAUAAAAAAAUAAUUCAUAAUGGC
Strigops habroptila (Kakapo) is the source of this 1085-nucleotide messenger RNA. RefSeq names its product cystatin-like. Lineage: Eukaryota; Metazoa; Chordata; Aves; Psittaciformes; Psittacidae. The coding region runs from base 331 to 756 and encodes 141 amino acids. Gene Ontology annotation, molecular function: cysteine-type endopeptidase inhibitor activity. The transcript is spliced from 3 exons. The record is from RefSeq and is a predicted model, not a curated record.